Molecule: messenger RNA, 426 nt
Organism: Iphiclides podalirius (scarce swallowtail)
Lineage: Eukaryota; Metazoa; Arthropoda; Insecta; Lepidoptera; Papilionidae
Source: the annotation of a GenBank genome assembly
AUGCCACAUAGGCGCUGUCUGUUCCCCGUCAAGGCAAACCACCGCCGACCGCCACUGCACGCCGUCCUGUCACGUUACUUUACGCAAUCGGCAUCACUGAGCCACGCGGCGCGCACUCAAUUUGCAUCUGUCACCGCAAUUAUGCGAUUGCUGUUCGCGGUAUUUUUCGUGGCGACGCUCGCGCCAUCUAUCUGCCGCCCCUACGACCCGGAGGACGAAGAGUUGAAGAGCGUGCUGCCAUCUAGCGGGAACUUCGAGGCUUUCUAUCCGCGGCAAGCUCACGGCGUCCCGAAUGGCUCGUCCAGGCCCGCCCAUGGACACGGCAGUUUCUACAAGCACCGCAACCCUGCGCUGGUGGACGUCAAAAACGCCGCCGCUUACGGUUUCCGUUUCGACGGCAUGAGGCGGUUCAACUUUGACGACGAA